Molecule: messenger RNA, 2245 nt
Organism: Penaeus indicus
Lineage: Eukaryota; Metazoa; Arthropoda; Malacostraca; Decapoda; Penaeidae
Product: F-box/LRR-repeat protein 18-like
Exons: 7
Coding region: 255-1346 (363 amino acids)
Biological process (GO): SCF-dependent proteasomal ubiquitin-dependent protein catabolic process
Source: RefSeq, a predicted model, not a curated record
UUAUGAUCAAAUGACUGGAGCAAAGUAGGCUUUGCUUGGGGUGGCCCACUUGAUAGUAACAAUUUUCAGGUUUCACUGAUCUGGUUAAUGUUCUGAUACUGUAUCUAACCAGUAUUUCUGGGAUUAGUUUGAAGAGCUUUGUACAAAAUUCUGCAUGAUAUUCUCAGCUAACAUUCAGUUGCCUAAUUCCAGGUAGUUUUGUGCUGAGCAAGUGUUCUACUCUAUUCCUUGCACUCACACCCUAUUUCCGUGAGAUGGUUCAAAAGACUGGUAUCCUGCACAAUUUGACUGCAUUAUCAGUAAAGGGCCAGACGCCAGUCACUACAAAUCUGUCCAACAUCAUUAGUUCGUGUCCGAAGCUCAAGUGUUUGAAUGUCCUGUUUGGUCUGAAUGUUACAGUGGAUACAAGGAAAGUUAGUGAAAAAUUGCCCAAGCUGGAACGACUUAGUAUAUGCUGCCAGCCAGAACAUGGACCUCCAAAAAUUGUAAAUGGAAUUGCAUUGCUUCAUAACCUGACUCAUCUCACAGUUCCAGUUUGUGCUCUCAUUGAGAAGCUGCCAGACAAGGAGAUAAAAGUAGCAAGUUCUGAGGCAGUCUAUACAGGAAGUUUUAAGAAAAGGCGUGUUGGGGUUACCCAAUGUCAGUCAAAUGCUGCAGUUGCUGCUUUUAACUUGGUGUUUGAUAAUUGUCCUCUUAUUGUGAUGCUAGAGAUUGGCUUUAACACAAGUACAUCAUGUAGUCCAGCUAAGGUACUCUGGGAAUGCUUGGAAAACAUAAAAAAAUUAAAGAGACUUACCCACCUAACCUUGGAUGGAGUUCCUAUUACAAAUGGCAAUUUUCUUAUCGGGAUUACAAGAGAAUGUACAAGUUUGAAAUUCCUUCGCCUAAGAAGUUUGGGACCCUCAGGGAAAUGUGUGUACCUCUCCCACCUUAUACAAGCUCUUGCCUAUUGUAAGAAUUUAGUCAAUCUCAGAAUUCAGCAGAAUUACCUGGCUCCUGGUACUAACAUUUGCAAGGCCUUAGAAGAAUGCAACAGUUUGCAGCGAGUAUUCAUCAGUUCAGAGCGAGACACACAAGCUCUGGACUUGAAUGCUCUUUCCACUCUGAUUGACAAGCAGACCAAUUUAGUGUUUGUGUUUGUCGUGGGCGCUAGCACAUCAAAAGAAAAGUGUACCACUUUUACCAGAAAGUACAAGAAGUCAGUCCGUCCAGCACUUGUGGUUCGUGUGCGAAACAUUUUGUAUGAUGUCUUCGAUGAUAAGAACACAGACAAUCGCACCACUCCAGCAUGUCACUAUAAUGAAAUGGUCACCUUUAGAAGUUGGGCCUUUGAUUAUGUAGCUUAGAUAUAUUUGUUAUAUUUUUUAUAUCUAAAAUUAUGUUUAUUCAAGACAAUUAUGUAAAUGUAUAAGAAAUUUGUAAAUAUAAGUUGUGUCACUUUUGUUAAUGUUUAUGAGUUUUAUGAAAUGUUAGUGUCUUGUACUUACACUUUAUGAACACCCAAUCUUAUCACAAAAUAUGAAACUUCCUCACAACGGAGAGAUUGCAUUUAUGUAUUGAACAUUCCAGUAAAAUAAAAUCACUUAAUUUCAUAGCUUGUUUGAAGUCCAUGACUUGUGAAAUGAAUAAAACAUAGUCAACUUCAAAAUAAUGACAUUUCUGUUAAAAUGAAUGAAGCAGUCAAAGGUGUGGUUGCUUUUUAUUCAUAAAAAUACAAAAAAUAAGGAAUCAUUCAUUUUUCAUCAGUACUGAAUUAGGAGAACAUAUUAUUAGGAUAAGUAAACCUUAAAAGGUUUAGAAUUAUGCAAAUGAGCAGGUGGCCCAUUGUUGCACAUCUGUUGGUAUUCCUGGGAGUUGGUUCAGGGAGUCCAUCACUUGUAGCGGUGUAAUCAUCAUCUGCACAAGCUGAUAUUCACGUUGUAUCCCACGAGUGUUAUCCACAGGCCGAACCAGCUCUAGGCACUAGAAUUUUGAAGAAUUCAGUUAAUAUUAUUACAACAUGAAUCAUCUAUGACAUGAAUGUAGGUAUUUUACUUUUAUUUUUUCAAUAUACACCAGAAUUAAUACAAGAAUAAUGAAAAUUGAUUUCACCUUUAGUUGGUCAAAGGCUUUGAAUACGACUGGACGCUCAAAGCUCUGCAUGGUCGACUUUCUCUGGCUGAAUUUCAGGUAUUCGUGAAAUACCAUUUCAAAAUUAAAUGGCUCACCUUCAUAGAUAACUGUCAGGUGUUUCAUGGCUAUAAUC